Xyrichtys novacula (pearly razorfish) is the source of this 20363-nucleotide messenger RNA. The record is from the annotation of a GenBank genome assembly. Lineage: Eukaryota; Metazoa; Chordata; Actinopteri; Labriformes; Labridae.
AUGGCCGGCGCUAUGGAGGAAUAUGAGAAAGAAGCUGGCUGCGUCCCUAUUCUCCAUCCUGAGGUACGGUGCUCACACUCCACUCGUUCACACGGGCGCUUAAACACACACAAAAAACACACCCGACCUGCCUAUGCGUGGAUGUGUGCGUGGAUUAACCUCGCUUUUGUGGAAACUGCGAUGCCCCCUGCAGAAGCACCGGUGGGGGGGCAGUUAGCUAACGCUGCUAAAGGUGCUAACGCUAACCCCCACCUCCUGCUGCAUAGCAGGCAAACGCUGGGCAGAUGUUCGUGUUAAUGCGGAGCUAAGAGCUGCUUUCCGUGUUAAGAGCUCGUAAACACGUUUCUGACCCGCGACUUUAAUGUGAAAAAGUCACAUUAAUGCAUAAACCUGAGAGAGUAACGACGUUAGCUCUGUGGCUGUUAUAACGUUAGCUGUGAUGAUGGAGAUUGGGGUCAAGUGUACAUGGGUUUACAACGCAGUGCUGUGGUUAUAACACGUUAAUAUGAGCAGUAAUGAAUAAAAAGUGAAUAAAAAUCACGUUCGUUUUAUUUAUUUAGUCUCAGUAAAGAUAAUGUUAUCAGCUAGCUAACGUUUCCACUCGGAUGACAGCGUGUAAAUUUCCCAUUCAGCAUUUCUCUCCCACUCAGCUAAAAAAAUCGAAAACAGGCCUUAAUGUUUGGUUUUAAUCACUCAGAAUAAUCAUUAACAUGUCAGUUAUUUGAAUGAACAAACUUAAUUCUCCUUUAUUUAGUUGUUUUGAUGGCAGUGUAAUACAGGUUAACUGAAGAAGCAUCACAAACAUAAAGGUGUUUUUAUAAAACAUGAAGAUUAACAGUAGAAAAAUGACAUUAAGCUAUAAAGUAGGAACAUUACUGCGCCAUUUUUAAAAAUAUAAGAUCUAAAAGAAAGAGGUAAGAUGCUAAGUGAGAAUAUGAGUAUUUACAACAUAACUGUAUAUGAUAAUUAGGGCCGACCGAUAUGGAUCGUUUGGGGCCGAUGCCGAUACCGAUUAUCAAGGGGGAAAAAAUCCGAUUUUUUAAAUGUUGUUAAUUUAAGUAAUAUAUCCACUUAUUUACUUAUAUUUUUUAACAAAUGGCUACUUUUGAGCCUUUCGAACACUUCUUCAAAGAAUUAAAGGCAGAAAACUCAUUUCAAAUCCUUUUUAUUGCUAAACAUUAAGCGUUUUUCUUCGUCGUGUUUACAUAAUAUGACUUACACUACACCCCUGGCUAUUUAUUUUAACUGUAAUAACGAUGAUAAACGAACUCUUUUCAGCUUAUUAUUCAGACUGUAGCAGCUGUUAGUCUGAUUAUUUUGUCAACAUCCGUCUUGUCAAACUCACACACUCAUCAUCCUCUAAAAUAAAUACUCUCUAUAAAUAAAUAGAAAUAAAGCUAACUCACACACAUCCUAAAAAUGAGGAACACUGUGUGUGUGUGUGUGUGUGUGUGUGUGUGUGUGUGUGUGUGUGUGUGCAUGUCUGAGUGUGCUUUGGUUUUGUGCUUGCAGGCCGUGUCUCUAGUGCAUCCACAGCGCCAUAUAGCCAUGUUUGCGAUGUAAUGCACAUUGACACAUCAAUAUUGUGAUGUUUCAAUGCGCAGUAUGUAAGUCAAGCUAAACUACCUUUAUGUGAGUGAGGGCAAUUCGUGUCCAGCUAUUCUGAGUCUGAACGUGUUUGUGUUUUGUCACCUGGUUCUGUGGGGUUUUCAACUUCAGCCACGCUGGUUAAGAGCUUGUCGUGAUGUUUGAACACAUGCAUAUGUUCUUAGUGAUUAUGUGCACGAGACUGAUCAUGCAUCUCUAGAUUUAGUUUUUACAAAAUGAGUGACACACUUGAUAUCCAUCCAGGAUGUCCAGAGGAUUCAGUCUCACAUGAAACUUUAAUGCAUAUAGAGUUAGUGUGUUUGACAACCUUUUUCAUCCAAAAUAGGAGUCUUUGUUGGUCGUGAACAUACUUUUAAUGUGUAUAUUGCUUAUUUUCUCUGCACCUGUAAGCUUAACAGGAAGUUGUAGUUUUUUCAGACUGAACACAGCCUGGUUAUCAGUUGUUGUCAUCCGUGAUAGAUUAUCUAAUCAUCUGGAAGAGCCGUGCUUGUCACACACAUCGGUGUGACACCGUGACGGUUCUCCUCCUUUUCUCGAAUUGUCUGGAUUUGCUGUUUGAUUUGUAUAAGGCAAGUCAGGUGAGCCGUAUAUCGUGGCUGUGCAUCAUUUAAACAAUGAUUCAUUUCUUUUAAAGCCUGUUUGGUCCACAUAAUGUGGGCGUACAAGUUAAUAAUUAUCUAGUGAUUAAUAGAGGUGUUGCAAUACAGUUUUCCUCCCUAUACAGAUUCUAAUAUCUAAACUAAAAUAACAGAGAAGGUUGUGAGACUACCUCGUCCUCGCUUGUCUUCUCCAGUUUGGUCUUUUUCACUCAUUUUUUUAUACUGUUAACAUGAUCAAAUGUUUGUGGCAUUGUAAAAAGGAAAUAACAACAUAGACUGUACGUGUCUGCCAACUUUUUACAAACUUUACUGUAAUCAUUGGCAGCAGCAAAACUGUGUGUGCCAACAUUCAAUUCAAGUAAAUGUCAGGGUCAGAGCAUUUCUCUGCGUUUCCUUGAGAGACAGCUUUAAAACUCAACAGCUUCAUUCUAAUGUCACAAACCCUCUGUGGUCAUAUACCUCGGUUUGGAAGUCUCCUCUGCUGAACACGGUGUUGUUUCACAGUCUGGAUUUUCUGGUUUUUAAUGCUGCGAGAUUGUUGACAGUUUACUAACUUUGACUCUCACUUUUCGCCGCUCAAGCACUGCUCUGUUUUUAUUUGUCACAUGAUGAAUGACCUGAAUUCAGUCCCUCUAUGACUGGUAUCUGCACUGAAGCAGGAGGUCAAAAUCUGGUCUCAGCUCAUGUAAGAUGAGAGUUUCUCUUUAAAAUCUAACAGCCUUUUCCACCAGAGCGUUGAAUGUAAUAGUUCAUUUCCUGCAGAACAGCAUAUGCAUCUACAGUGGUGAUGUUGCUUCAUGGUUGGCAGUCUAAUCUUCACACAUGGAUUUACAUGACCACACAUAAGGUCUAUUCAUAAGUAUAUUCUGCAGAAUUAUGGUCCAAUUUCUUGUAACGGUUGCAUUUGCAAAGAUAAUGACCAUCCCUAUAUUGAGAUGGCGAGGCUCUUUUUUAAAUAGAUGCUCCAGUGUUAGUUGAUAACUUCACUGAAGACCUCUGGGUUUUAUGCAAAUAAGUAUCAGGCCGUAUCCUUGUUUGACUUUGCUCAGAUUUGGUUGACCAACAUUUUAGCUGGGGAUGAUAUUUGGAGUAGGGCUGAGCGAUAUGGGCUCAAAUCAAAAUUAAGACGUUGGAGAGAGUGACAGCUGUAACAAGCACCCAAGUCUCAGUUGAAGAUUAACAAUAAGAUAUAAUUUGUAGAUAAAUUAAAGCUUUUUUUAAAGAAGAUAGAUGAUUUUUUAUUAUUUCAUAAUGUUGAUGUUAAUUGUUAAAUAUAACACAUAAUUACCUGUGCAUACCUCUGUAUACUUACUAUGUAUCAGGACUUAUUAUAAGAAUAUGCACCCACACUAGGGCUGUACAGGUGAGACUAGGGCUGGGCAAUAUGGCAUCAAAUUAAUAUCAUGAUAUAUCAGUUCACCUUAAAAACCUCAAAUGGACGAUAACUACUCCACAAGCUGCUCACCACCUCCCACAUUAACUUCGUCUACUUCAGCCGCUACAACUUUUGAACCGGCCUCCAUCUCCUCACCUGUCUUUCCCUCUUUGUUACGGACUGGAUGGGGUGGAGUCAUGUCUCUGACGUAGGACAGCGUCUUAAAGGGACAUGAGACUAUAGCCUACCUACACACAUCCAAAACCAACCUUUGUUUAUUUUUCUGACACAGAAUAUACCAAUAUUGGCAAAAUGACGUUGGUUGUUUUUGUAAAUUUCGAUAUCAGUAAAUUUUUGGUUUAUCACCCAGCCCUAAUUUUAAGGUAAAGUUAUAAUCAAUGUUGUACGUUAUAAGAUUGUUUCAUUGAUCGCCUGUGAUAAACAAAUAAAUGCAACAAGAAUAGGAAAACACCAGCAUUAGAUCAGCGUCAUAAACCGACCAUCAGCUGACCUGCCCUGCAAACAUCUGCAUCUGUUGAAACACUGACACCGGUCGCCCACUAAUUGACAGUAAAGUAACAUUUAAAAGCACGUUUAAAUGCACAGCUUUUUAAUGAGGAUACCAUUCAGUAAUAUCAGCUUGUUGAGUUGCAGUUAUCGUUAUUUGUCAGUUUGGAAAUGAGAGUAAACGUGGUGUUGAGGUGGCUGAAAAUGUCUCAGUUCCUUGAAUAAAGGCGAUAGCGAUCAUGACUCUAAAAACACCAGUAAACCCAUGUUCACGUCUUGUUUAUAAAACACACAUUUAGACCAUUUAGAUAAGAGAUAUUCUUCUGGAUAAAGCAGCUCUGAAGUGGUUUUAUUGAUCUGUUUAUACAACAUGAUAAGUCUUUUGACCUUACUUCCUCUGCACACAUGCACACAUAGUCCUCCUCACCACAUUUGCAUUUAAAUAGCAUUGUUUCCCACCGUGUUGUAGAUGAAAUAGUUCCCCUUUGUGUGAACUGAUUGAAUCAUUUUGCUGUUAGUCCUCACUGACUCUUUGAGACUCUUCCUCUUUGACACACAGAACAGAUAAUUUACAAGAAGGAAGGGCGCCACUCCUGAUUACUGGAAAUACCGCUAUCAUGUCUUCAUUGCUCUUUCCUUUAAUGCAAUAAAAGAAUGAUAAUUCCCUCCUUCCUGUGUUUGUCGACUGUUUUGAUGUCACCUGUUGAGCCGACAGGAAAGACUGGGAGACUAAAACUGAGUGGUGGUCUUGUCAGUCUGGUCUUAGGGUUUGAGCCUGACCAAGCGCUUGAGUUUGGGCUUCAGGUGUGCAGAAACAAAUAAGACUGAAGUGGUUUGUGAUUGUUGGCAGAAGGUUAUCAUACAAACACACACAGAUAAAUGGCUCUGUUUUAAAGUGGUCAAAAUCCAACUGGUGUCAAACUUUGUUACAGCUGAUUUCUGCUCAGAAAAAUCACAUAAUCCGAACCUGAAUUUUCCUGCAAAGAGUCACGGAAUUUAGUUUUGGUGUGUUGUUAGAGCACUGACUUGUUUUUCCCAAUGUUGCAUGAGUUGACAGGUGCAAAAGCCUCCAGCAUCUUAAAAUACUUAUACAGUAGCUUCCUCUAUGUGACCUUUAGGUAACACACCUAACUGUGAAAGAUUGAUCCUGCACUUUAAUGAAGUUUAUCCCUCUCCACACCGCAGGCAUGGCUCAGAGUUACCCCCUCUUUCAGCCGCCUGCUGCUAAGAAUCUGGGUCAUUUAGUAGUUGGCUGUGGCUGAAAGAAUGAGAGGUACCUGAAUGAGAGCAUUAGAAAUGUCGCUGAAACUCGCAGAAAGAAGUCCUCCAUCUCGUCUUUAAACCAGUCCAACGUGUCGAGUGCAAACGGCUCCACUCUCGAGGAAUGUAAGCCACAAACAGCUGCGACUUUCAAUCUCAUCUGAACAUGCAAAUGAGUGCGCUCGUAGAAACGGCACUCAGAGUUAGCCGUUUGUUUGAUCGCUCCUUUUAUAGUGCAAAUUGGACUGACUCUGUUUCCCCAUUAUUCCCCUCAUAAAGACAGUGUUUCCUCUGCAUCCUCCUCAUGUAUGGAUGGAUGCAAACGGUGCUUUGAAUGUGAAAUGACUCCACUGAGAUGUCUGUAAUUUCAGAUCAGAUCUGAUUGUGAGCUGUGGCUGCAGCACAAUAACUCUGCAAUGUGAUUAUCCAAGGAUGGAGUGAUAACUGUCAUUAUAAGGCUGGGCGAUAAGUCGAUGUUGUCAGUGAACCAGACUUUCAGGUUUGGGAUGUUUUUUUAGACGGAAAUCUAGAUUUUCUUUUUAACUUCCUCCUCAGGGCCCCGCGGUUCACCCUUCCAGUUAACUUCCUGCAGAGAUACACACACAAACAUGGCUGCUUGUGUAAAUGAAGAAUUCGCUCCCAGAGAGGCUGCCUCAUCUACACAACAGUACACAACAGUACACAACAGUGCAUGUGGGCUAAUCCCUCUGGGCCAAACAUUUAUUUUGUGUCAUUUCUUUGCCAUGUUUAAUCUUUUUAGAAGAAAAUUUUAUUAAAGUGAAUGUAAAAAAAAAAUCAAAGAUAGUUUUGUUUUUGUAUUUUAAAGUCAGGGUUGGCUGAUGAUUGACCUUCACUGAUUAGUAUGCAGAUAUUAGACAGAUGAGCUGUAUCAGUGCUUAUUUCAAGGAUGGGCAAAUAUGAAUAGAUUAAAAAUGCGCUACUCUGGCUCUGCUGCUGCUUCCCCUCUGAGUCUGUUGUGUCACCUAGGGCUGGGCGAUAAACCAAAAAUGUACCAGUACUGAAAUUAACGACAAUAAUCAACGUCAUUUUCCAAUAUCGGUAUAUUUGGUGUCAAAAAAAUUAAUCAAAGUUGGUUUUGGAAAUGUGGAGGUAGGCUAGGGUCUCAUGACGCUUUAAGACGCUGUCACCAUAACAAAGAGGUAAAGACAGGUGAGGAGAUGGAGGACGGUUCAAAAGUUGUAGCGGCUGAAGUAGACGAAGUUAAUGAGGGAGGGGGUGAGCAGCUUGUGGAGUAGUUAUCGUCCAUUUAUCGUUAUCGAGGUGAACUGAUCAAUAUAUCGUGAUAAUGAUUUGAGGCCAUAUCGCCCAGCCCUAAUCUCACCUAUACACCCCUAUUGUGGGUGCAUAUUCAUAUAAGAAGGUCAUAUAUAAGGUCCUGAUACAUAGUUAGUAUACAGAGGUAUGCACACGUCAUAUCUAACCUUUAAUAUUAACAUUAUGAAAUUGUAAAAAAUUGUCUUCUCUGUCGCCAAAUUACGUCUUAAUGUUAAUCUUGGUCACUUUUUACAGCUGUAGCUCUCUCCAACAUAAUAACCAUCUCAUCUGUAAAUUAAUAAAUGUGCUUUUUGAGAGAGAGAGAGAGAGAGAGAGAGGAUGCUGCUGUCCAGCAUUUUGUAACUCCAAGCACGUCACGUGACCUCUCCCCCCAAGGAGAGCGGAGAGGGUACCAUCUGUUUCACUCAGCAGCUCCAUUGACAAAAGCAAAGCCUGCUGCCUCCGCGCUCAGAUGAUGUUCCAACCUAAAAUCAAUGGUUCACAUGGAGAGGAUACGGCUUCAAUCAGCAGUAGUAAGAGUGCUGCCUGUCCUGUACUUCAGCAGCGAAAUAAUUAAGAAGCAGAAAAAUGCACAGGCUGCAAUUAUCACUUCUGCUGCAAAUACCACCGUCGGCGUUCUUUAGAUGGCAGAAAGGAGAGGUGACACGGUGCCUGGCAUGGGGUCAGAGGUUAUCUCCACGGUUGCCUGAGACGGAGGAAAGUGAUUAACAUCUGGUGUCUGAGUUUCUAGAGUCAGGCCCUCUAACCUCUUCUUUAUUGAUUAACAGGAAAACAGUUUUCUUGUGUGUGUGUGUGUGUGUGUGUGAGAGUGUGUGUGUGCUGUCCAGAUGAAGUUGCUUGUUUGUUGGUUGAUCUGUCAUAAUCAGGAUAAAAUAAAGUACCCCGUCUUUUCUCUGGCUGCCGAGCCGGUCUGAAUAGCUGCUCGGGGUAGUCGAAACAGAUUGCACUGAGAUGUGUGAAUGACUGAAAGUUGGCAGCGAGCAGUACCUGGCAACACCGACACUUGAGGAAUACAAGAAUGAGAAAAAAUUGGACUGUCAGUUUCAUUUUCUCUCGCCUCACACAUCCUCCUCGGUCUGUGUUAGUCUCCAAAAUAAAGCGGCUGUAGUCCUCCCUGUUGAUCCAGAAGACAUCACAUCAUCCUGAUUUUAAUAUUACGGUUUAAUGAUUAGGGGGGCUGUGAAGUCCUAGUCAACUGGUCGACUUACCCCCAAUUUUCACAGCGUCCAGAACAGCUCUGAUCUGAAACAGCAGCAAAUUUUGCUGUACGCCAAUUUCUAUUGGAUCCGUUUGUGAGGCGAAUUUUGUGAUGGAUUAAGACAGCGGUAAUCGCAAGAACUCUCAAGAACCCACUUAUUUGCGUGCAGUCGCGCGAUAACAAGUUGUCUCUGUAGCCACAUAACCAUAUUAGCAGUAGAUUGUGUCCUUCCAGAGGAGGAAAUCUACUUCUAGACUUCUAGAAUCAGCAUCUCCUCAUCCAUGGUGUCAUCGGGGUGAAAUGACGUCUAAAAACCUUUCACUUGUUCGUCCCCGCCCAUCUGCACGGUGUGAAAUACGAUCCUCCUGAAACACAGUAUUUUAUUUUUAAAAGAAGACGGAUGUUUUAUUUUGUGUCUGUGCCCGACUUCCUCUCCAGCACGGGUUAAUCUGUGCUGAAUUUAUCCGCCGUGCUCCAGCGUCCGGAAAAAAUCGAACUCUUGCGAUCAGCUGUGGAGUCCGGCGAUCCGCAGAGGAACGUAAAGAAGGCGGUGGAAAUUUGACACAUUAACUUGAAUGGUUACGACCAGCUAAGAUCGGCGGAUACGGAUACAGUUUGCGGAUACUUUUCGUAGCCGUUCCGGAUGGGGUGGAAAUUGGGGGUAAACCCCAAUCUACUGCUUAUAUGGUUAGCCAAUGUGGCGAGAAACAGCUUGUUAUCGCACGAUUGCAUGCGAAUCUGCGGGUUCUUGUGAGUUCUUGCGACUCCUGCUUUCCGUAUCAUGAAAUUCGCCUCACAAACGGAUCUGGUAGUAAUUGGCAGACCGUGAAAAUCGCUGGCGUUCUGGAUCAGAGCCAUUUCGAAAAUUUCAGGGUUUUAGUCAACCAAGAAUUUCUUUGGUUGGUUGCAGCCCUAAUAAUUGGACCUUUGGUUUGACUUUUCUCUGAUUUGAACAAACAAAGUCUUGACACAGUUUAUGACUCUGUUGGGCGUGAUCACACAGCUUGUUUAAAUAUUUGCAAAUCUCCUUGAAAUGACUGGAGUUUAAUUUAGAGAAGGAUCACAAUCACAGCUGACAGCCGGAGAGAAAACUGAAUUAGAUAACAUCCUAAAAUAGUUCAGCAGCCCAAGUGAGUCAUUCCUCAUCCAAGUGUGAGAAAGAAUCGCUCUGUAUCGGUUUUUGUCAUGCGCCCUCUUCGUCUCGCUGCUCCACCACCAGUCCCCCAUGGAGGCAGAAACGCUGGCUCAGCAGAUCCUUCUGGAUGUGUAGGAAAGCCAGGACUCAGAGGUUAGAUGCUGCAGCUUCAAGUCUCUGUGGCCCACAUGCCUCAAGCUAGCAGCACCGCAUACUCUUGACUUAUCCUCUGAGACUAACCGAUUAUUCCUAUGUAUCAUAUAUCAACCAGAAACUUUGGGAAUGAUAUACUAGAGCUUUUUUUUUUAAGUAUAAAUAUGACAGUUUUUGAUAAAGUUUAGCUACCACGUCUUCAACCCUUUAACAGAUCCUAAUAUUGUGUGUGAUCUCAGCUCACGCAGAUCUCAGCAGCAGCAGCGUCAGAGCUCUGUGUUUACAAGAUGCAUCCCUCCCUCGUCUCCGGGUGAUGGAGGCUAAUUGUGGUUUCCGUGGUGUUACCAUGGCAGCUAAUUGAAUACGAGCAGCUCAGUUGUCACUUGUUUGUGACAGAUUAGAUCUCCAGCAGGAACAGGGCUCAGUGAGAUCAUUUGUACUCCAUGGCCUGUACGUCCGCCUGUGUGUGUUUGACUCUGCAGUGAUCGGAGGAGGAGGAGGAGGAGGAACUGUCCUGUCUGUCUAACUUUCUGUCUGAUUCUUCGUUUCUUGUUCCCAAACUAGUUUAAUUCAUGGAUAUUUUUAGAGCUGUUUGUCAAAUGUUUUUGCAGACGAUUCACAGUUGAAACCUCUAAAGUAAAGAUGGCUCAGUUUCUGAAAUCGUAGCAGUUCAUUCAGGUAUUACACCUGUGCCAAAAAUGCACCACUUUGCAGGAUUAAAUCUCUGUUGGUGUCCUUCGAUGAGGCCAAACUUUCCCACGAGAGUCAGUUAGAAAAUUGCUUAUAAAUUAGGGCUGGGCGAUAAACCGAACAUUUACCAAUACCGAAAUUUACAACGAUAACCAACGUCAUUUUGCCCAUAUCGGUAUAUUCAGUGUCAAAAAAAGAAACAAAUCAAAGUUGGUUUUGGAUGUGUGUAGGUAGGCUAUGGUCUCAUGUCUCUUUAAGACGCUGUCCUACGUAACAAAGAGGGAAAGACAAGUGAGGAGAUGGAGGACGGUUCAAAAGUUGUAGUGGCUGAAGUAGACGAAGUUAAUGUGGGAGGGGCUGAGCAGCUUGUGGAGCAGUUAUUGUCCGUUUAUCAUUAUUGAGGAGAACUGAUCAAUAUAUCGUGAUAUUGGUUAGAGGCCAUAUUGCCCAGCCCUAUAAUGAACCGUUUUAAAGAUGUCACAGAGGGUUUCCGAUUUGCCAUUUCAAGAUUGACAUUUUUAAAUCGAGUAAAGUUUCUGUUUUCCCCUUCAAAUGCUCGUUGUUUCAGUUUUUCUUGGCUUUGAAUGGAAAUCAGAGAUGUCAUCAGUCUGAUCUGCUCCCCUCACAGAUUUCCGUCCUCUGCUUAAAUCUCAUAUAUAAUGUGCUGUUUGGUUUAAUACCCAUUUACAGACUCUUUAAAUAUGUUCACGUUCAAAGAUUUGUCCCACUCUCUGUGGUUAUACUCCUCUUUACGUUCCCUCUCUGGGUUUAGAGCUGCUGCUCAUGAAUAUACACAGUAAAUUAUCUGCUGACAACUUCCUUAAUUCAUACUUUGGUUGAUAAUAUAUCAUCAAACUGUUCCAGAAUUUAAUAAACCUGUACAUCACUCACUUUUUCUUUCUCUCUUUUCAGGAACUCAAACCUCAGAGUCACUACAACCACGGCUACAGCGAGAACGUCAGCCGUAAAAACCAUGUGGACGACUACAGCACCUGGGACAUCGUCAAAGCCACACAGUCAGUUCAUAAUCAUAAUCAUAUGUGUAAAUCUCUGUGUGUGGUCUCAGGAUGUUCAAUUGUGAAAUGAUUGUGUUUUUGUGCUGCAUUUCACCCUGUACAUCCCUGAGAAGGUUGUCAAAAAGGCGGUUAUUAUUAGCGUUUAUAAUGAGUGGGUUGAUACCGUGGAGUAGCGUGCUCUCUGGUCAGGCGGAGAGUGUCUUAAAUUUAUCAUCAGCUCGACAUAUUUCAUGCUUGGUGGACUUUUUUCACGCCUGAUUGAUCAGUCAGUGAGCAGAGUUAUUUCUCACAAAAGGAAAAAGACUCCGGCACAGACGGCCACGAUGAUCAGAUGAAAAAAAAACGAGAAGCAAAGUUUAAAGGUAGACUGAGGAAAUGUACAGCAGGAUCCAAACGUCUGUUCGAAUAGAGACAGAGGCAGCUGAUCAGUACAGAGAAGAGGAAACAGAGGGAGUGAAGUGAGUCUUACCACCAACUAACCCUUCAGUCCAAAGAGUGUAACAUGCGCGAGUGGAUCCCACCGAUCAGCAGUACGGUCUGAUCAGCAUGACGUUAAUCGAAAUCUACACCACAUUGAUUCAGAGGAGGGUUAUGUUCCGGCUUUACAGAUGGAAGUGAGCGAUAAAACAGCAGCACUGAAUGAAAUGAACAAACAUCCUCUCUCCGUCACUCGCUGGAUAUUUGGCUUUAUGUUUGCUUAUAAUGGCAUUGACAUAAUAACAGUAAAUACAUGUACAGUGAAAUGAUGAUCACCAUACAUGUGUGGAAACUGAUAAAUGAGAACAGUUCACAGUUUCUGAACAAAUGAAUGAAAGAGUGGAUGUUCGAAAAGUUCCUGUUUCUUUUGAAGGGAAUCAUUCAAACUAGGGAUGUCUCGAUCUGAUAUUAUAUCGGUCCAAUAUCAGCAAAAAACUCAUAAAAUCCCAUCUCCUCACCUGUCUUUCCCUCAGGUGGAGUCACGUCUCUGACGUAGGACAGCGUCUUAAAGGGACAUUAGACCAUAGCCUACCUACACACAUCCAAAACCAACUUUGAUUUACUUAUUUAUUUUGACUUCAAAUAUACCGAUAUGGGCAAAAUGACGUCUGUUAUUGUUGUAAAUUUCAGUAUCAGUAAAUUUUCGGUUUAUCGCCCAGCCCUACAGAUGGAUGGACAUGUCUAACAGCCUGAGCUCCCUGCUCGUAGCUUCCCACUUUGAGCUUUAACAGAUUUUUAGUCGAGCUUUUCUCUUCUAAAAGGAAAAGCCCUGUUUGUGUCUUAUUUGCUGGUGUACUUCUGUAUUAACCGUCUUCUAUAGAAAAAUAUGACAAGCUCUGAGGAUGUAGGUGGAGGGAGGAGAAAACGUCCUCCUGAGAAAACAACAGAACGUUUUUGUCACGGUGAAACAGAUUCAUGCUGUUUUGACUCGAGGUUCGAGCUUCUUUUGAAAGUUGGGCCUCAGUGUGGGAGUCUUGUUCGUGUCUAUUGUUUGCUCAUGUUGUGUGUCUUAAUGUAUUGGCACAUUUUGUGUCUGUGUGUGUUUGGGUUUUAUCAGUUCAGCUGAGUUAUCAUCCAUAUUUGUGCAGCUGUUUAAUCCCCCUCUCUUCUUUUCUCUCUCUCUCUCACUCUCUCUCUCUCUCUAUCUCUCUCUCUCUCUCUCUCUUCCUCUCUCUCUCUCUCUCUCUCUCUCUCUCUCUCUCUCUCUCUCUCUCUCUCUCUCUCUCUCUCUCUCUCUCCUCUCUCUCUCUCUCUCUCUCUCUCUCUCUCUCUCUCUUCUCUCUCUCUCAUGUUGUGUGUCUUUCUUAAUGUAUUGGCACAUUUUGUGUCUGUGUGUGUUUGGGUUUUAUCAGUUCAGUUAUCAUCCUGCAGCUGUUUUCCCUCUCUUUUUCUCUCUCUCUCCUCUCUCUUCCUCUCUCUCUUUCUUCUCUCUCCUCUCUCUCUCUUCUUCCUCUCUCUCUCUUCUCUUCCUCUCUUCCCUCUCCUUCUUUCCUCUUUCUCUCUCUCUCUCUUCCUCUCUCUCCUCUCUCUCUCUCUCUCUCUCUCUCUCUCUCUCUCUCCUCUCUCUCUCACUCUCUCUCUCUCUCUCAGGUACGGCAUCUUCGAGCGCUGCAGGGAGUUGGUCGAGGCGGGCUUUGAUGUUCGGCAGCCAGACAAAGAAAACGUAACGCUCCUCCACUGGGCCGCCAUCAACAACAGGAUAGACUUAGUCAAGUGAGUUUGACGACGAUGAUGAUGAUGAUAGGUGUUCAUAGUAACAAGUUACACACCUGAAUAACACUGUAAACAUCCAAUGUAACUUCAGUCUGGAGUGAUCUGAGUUUAAUACUUUGAGUGGGACUUAAAAAAAGGACAGGGUCAUAGAUCGAUGCGGGAAAGAGGUUCACUCAUGUAUUUGUUUGUGCAGGUACUACAUAUCAAAGGGGGCCAUAGUGGACCAACUUGGAGGGGACCUGAACUCUACACCUCUGCACUGGGCCACCAGGUAACACACUGAUCAGCCAUCUGUUCUGUGGAGGAGAUUCUGGAUCUACAGAGAUCCACCUUUUUUAAAAAUCUGACUUAAAAUAUGAUACAAUGAUCGGUGCCUUCAAAAUAAAAUGUUAUUUUGUCUUUUAUUAGAUUUAUUUCAGUUGUACUCAGUUAUGGCAGAAACUGAUUUAUUGUAAAUGAUAUAUAAACAGUGAAGAUAAAAAGAGAGUGAACAGCAGCCCUACUGUCUUAUAUACCUAAAUAUAUUAAAAUGAACAAUAUUAGUCUCUUAAAAAUGUAAAUUAAAGCUUUUGUUCCAAGUUUUUAAUAAGGAUAAUAACUUUAUUUUUAUAGCACUUUUAAAAACAGUGGUUUACAAAGUGCUUUGAUAAAUGGUCAGAAAGCACAGAACGUCGGCACACAGAAAUAAAAACAAAUAAAAACAAAAAGCUCAGUUAAAACAAGAUUUGAAGGCACAAGGAACCCAGACAAUAUAAGAACCCUGCAACAUAAAAUGAGACGAGGACCAAAAUAAAAACAAAAAAUAUACAAGUAUAACAAAAGCUGAAAAGACAGUAAAGCCGAAAUACGACGGAGGUAAAAAAAAUAAAACAUCAUGAAAUCUAGAGAGAUAUAUUUCUGGGUUUCUGAUUUUCUACUUUUGUGUCACAUCAGAUUUUACAAACAAAAAGACAAAACCUUAUGUACCAGUGCACAAAGCAGCCAUCUUUGGGCAUGUAUGUCAGUUUUUCUUUAAAUAUAGGAGUAUGUUUUUAUUAACUUCCUUUAGAUCAGUUUAUUCUCUUGAAAAAAAAAGGUGACCUGUGUUUUGUGAAGGUUUAAAAACCAACACUUCUUCAAACACACAUUUAGUCUGAACGAAAUGUCGUUUUUGUGACUGUCACUCAGUCUUGGUGAGAAGGGACAGGUCACACGAGAUCCACCCCUCCCAUAUACGGAGCAGACAGAGGGGCAUGAAGCGCUGUCCUCCUGAAUUAUUAAAAAGCUCCACAACAAGCAUCUGCAGACACUCAGGAGUCCUGUGUCACAUCCCCACCUCCCCUGAACCACUGACCAAUAACCUUUCAAAGCCCCCCAGCCUCCUCGGCUCGUGUGUUCAGACACCUGCCGGAGCUCAACGCUGACUGUUGUCCGUCCGUUUUCACUCUCUGCAUCUAGAUGUUUGUGUGCAGCGAAAGAGACGGAGCGCAGCCCUCCUUCAGGCGGCGAAAUGAAAACGCAUGGAUUUGAAUUGAUGUCGUUUUUAAUCGGUUUCUUUUGAAUCCCUGUGGGUGUAAGUUUACAUGCAGGCAGGUUUGGUGAUAAAACACUUGAAGUUCAUUUUAGUUAAAGCCUGGAAACCUUGAAUAAAUCAGCGUCUACUUCACUGAGGGAGACUUUAAAUGAUAAAAGUCAGUCAGUAUCACACCAGCGUUCACCUUUGGUUGUUCAGACAGCGCUGUUUAAUCACAGUGGGAGUAAAGACACCCUCGUACUUCGACUGUUUAGCUUCACUCACCCACUCAGCAUGUAAGUGGGCGCUCCAGUGGAAACGGUUUUGGCCUCUUAACCCCCCGUCCAAUCCUCUUAAAGUCUUUCAUUUGUUUGUCGUCCCAUUGGACUGUUUGUUAUUCCUCAAUAAACCCUGAAUGAGGAAAAGAGGAGGAGCGAGUAACCGUUAAAUUCAGAAGAGCUGAUCAAUCUUCUGAGGCUGUCAGAGUCAAGUUUGUUUUUCUGUUUCUCCUCCUAGACAAGGACAUCUAUCCAUGGUGGUGCAGCUCAUGAAAUACGGCGCAGACCCGUCUUUGAUCGACGGCGAGGGAUGCAGCUGCGUUCAUUUAGCCGCGCAGUUUGGACACACCUCCAUCGUGGCUUACCUCAUCGCCAAAGGACAGGUAGGGAACGCCGGAGCUGAAAGAGAACAAUCUGAUCUUAUUGAAAUCUGGCUGACUGUGCUCAAUGACAGGUUUGAGGUUUGUUUAUCCAUCAUUUUGAGACAGACGUUUGCUGCACCGCAGAUCCACACUGACUCAAACUUGCGUACGCGAUGUCAGACCUGUCGUGACAUUUGAUCGUGUCGUACGCUCACGUUCAAAUUGAUAAAUGCCGAUCCUUGCAUUGAAAUGGUCGUACGGACAGUUUUCUGUACGUUCGUUUGAUAAAUGAGGGCCAGUGUCUUUUCCUGUUGAUGUGGCGUUAGGCUGUCUUUGAUAUUAUAUUUGAAGCGCCUAUUCUGCCCACUAGAGGGAGCUCUAACGCUUCUAUUCCACCUCUCUCCUCCUCCUCCUCCAGCUGCCUCAGUUUAAUGUAUCUCUCCUUUAUUUCAGGAUGUGGACAUGAUGGACCAGAACGGCAUGACUCCUCUGAUGUGGGCAGCUUACAGGACGCACAGGUGUGUGUUUGGUAAAACAGUCGAGUUUCUAGACUGAAUGCAUGUUGAAUAUUUUUGACCGUGAUGAUGAGGAGGGGGGGGGAGUCUCCCUGUGCUGUCAGGGCACCUGAACCCUCAUACAAGCCAGGACAUGUUUCUGCUGACUGUAGCCGAACACAGUGACACACAGCCUUGUCAUGUGUAAAUGAGCGGCCAUUCAUCAGACAGAGUGCUAACACAGGAAAACAAGUCCAAGUCUGACUGCUCAGCUUUAUCUUCUUCAGCAGGAACGCCUCCAUUUGAAUUUUCCUCAUUUGAUUAUUUGAUCCAUGAAAAAGAGGGUUAUGAUAUUAUAACUUAAAGCUCCCUCUUCUGCAUUUGUUAAUGAUAUUAGAAAUUAAAUACUUGUAUAAGGCGAUUUUAAUUUUACUUUUGUAUUCGGCAGUGUGGAUCCAACCCGGCUUUUACUGACCUUCAAUGUUUCCGUCAACCUGGGCGACAAAUAUCACAAGAACACGGCGCUUCACUGGGCGGUCCUGGCCGGUAACACCACCGUCAUCAGCCUGCUGCUGGAUGCUAACGCUAACGUCGAUGCACAGAACAUUAAGGUAAUACGUGUAAAUCUGGUCUCAGCUCAUAUAGCUCAUAUGUUUUUGUUCUGUGAGCGCUGACCGGUAUCUGCUGUCCUUCAGGGCGAAACCCCGUUAGACCUCGCAAAGCAGAGGAAGAACGUGUGGAUGAUCAAUCACUUACAGGAGGCGCGGCAGGCUAAAGGUUACGACAGCCCGUCCUACCUGAAGAGACUGAAGAUGGACAAGGUGAAGACCGACACAUGGAGUAGAUAAACACCACACCAUGAGGAUUAUCAACUAUAGAUUAUUCUCAAAACAUGCAAAUGUAACCAGCUCACCUGUCAGAAAACACGCCUCCCGAACAGACGUGCUCGCACACGCCUGUUUGAGAUGAACUUUUGCACCGCUGCGGUGUCACUGCGUGUACCAGGUUGUUACCUUUCAGUCCAAACAUGUCAGUUUGACACCCGUUUACUACUUCUCCUGUUCCCGACUAACCAGACAGUCUGACAGGAAGGAGACGACUCGUAAACAAUAGGUUAUGUUUAACACCAGAGCUGCCGGAAAACACCAGAACGAAGUCAUUUUCUCACACGCUCCGGUCUGAUCAGAGAGGGUGGUUUUUAACAUUUUUAAAGAGGUUUUUAGAUACACAUCUGGGGCUGUUUGCUUUGCUACCAGGAAACUAACAUAUAAGCCUCAUGAUAGAUGUAAAUAAAGGUUUUCAAAAGUGCUAAAACUAAAUACUAAAGAGGCAUUUAAGUUAUUGUGGCGUCAAGAUGAAAACAAAAUGCAGGAAACACAUGGUUGGCAGGAGUAAAUAUGCCGAGGUGAUUUUCAAACCAGCCUUUUCAUUUUUCCUUGUUUGGGUCUUAAAAAGUCUGAUCCUGAAUUUGUUUUAACUCUGCUUUAACUUUUUGUUGUCUCCCUGUUUGUCUGCUGGAAUAUCAAUAGUUGAAAAAGGUAAAGUGUUGAACUAGAAAGAUGAGAAAUAGACCUCUGGAUAUUUGUCUGUCUUACUACAACACUACACAAACAAAUGUCAAAAUAGAAGUGUGCAAGUGAGAACACACAACAUUUACACACAUUUACACCAUAUCAGCUGUUUAUUGUGCAGUUAAAAAAUCAAGGCAAGUGUUUAUAGUUUAUGAGGUUUAUAAAUGUAAUAGUUACAAAGUUUAUACAGCGAAUUUUAAAGUGCUUCACACAGGAUAUUAAAGAAGUCAUAAGUGAUUGUUUAUGAAUGACACUCUAAGAGUUUUUUAUUUACUCCUGUUAGAGAAAAGCUGCUUUCUAAAAUCUAGAUUCAGUCAGACACUUUUGGAAAUGAGCUUUGGUCUGAGGUUCACGGUUUUCAAGUUGGUAGUAGGACUGGGCGAUUUGGCAAAAAAAAAUGAUCAGGAUAUAUUUUUUCAUAUCGUCCGAUCUCGAUUAUUAUUGCGAUUUGUUUUUAAACUUCCAGUUAUAAAGCAUCUGUACUAAAAACUGAAGAAUUUAGAGAUUAUUUCAACAUUUUAUUAAACAGAUCUGUUGUGUUGCCGGUUUUUGAGGCACCGACCACCGACAUACCGCCACACAACCGACGUUCAAUAAUUUUCAUUCUCAACAAUAACAUCUUCGGAGGAUGACUCAAAGUCACAGCUGACUUCUAUUUUGCUGCCCUCAGCGCCGCAUUUAUCUUCAAGUUCAGACAUUCUGUUUACUUCUCCUGUAACUUAUAGAAGAGAGCAGGAUCGACUCUGAUUGGCUGUUGUGACGCACAUUUCCACCAUGUUUGAUCGAGUAAAAAUGCUCACAGCUGAUCACCGUGAUCGAACUGAAAUUUAUCACGAUCAUAUAAUCGCCCAGUCCUAGUUGGUAGGUUUAGUGAAGACCUUUUCUUCCUUCAUAGAUCCAAACAGUCAUUGCAAAUCUUUCCUCUCCUGUAUCGUCUCUUGUCUUACUCACACCCACGCCUUAUAAAUCUACUUUCCCUCUUUUGAUUGUCUUCGUCUUCGUCAUGUUUACCCCGUCCCUUAAAUUCUCUGUAACACCGCCUUCUUUUCAAUCCUCCUCUCUUGCUGUGUUCGACCCGCUGAUUCUACCUUUGCUCUCCUUCCUCUGUUUCCUGCAGGAGUUCAGGCAGAAGGUGAUGCUGGGAACCCCCUUCCUGGUCAUCUGGCUCGUUGGUUUCAUCGCCGACCUGGACAUCGACUCCUGGCUGAUAAAGGGAAUCAUGUACGCCGGCGUCUGGGUCACUGUGCAGUUCCUCUCCAAGUACGUCUCAGUUAUACUGCACCUUUGAGUAUAAUGCAAAACAAAUGAAAAGAGAAAAAAUCCGACCAGAGGACAUGUGCGAUCAGGCUGUCCUCAGUGCUGUGGGAUGAUAAUGACUUCAUGCAUGAGCUUCUGGUGUUUAUUUAAGAAGAUGUGGGAUGGGAUUCAGUCUGUAGACUCUGCUGGCUUUGAGAUCUGGGAUUAACGUGAUUUGAGGGGAUUUAUUUUCUUUUUAAGAAGCACAAAAGACUCCUCUCCGGGAGCGUCGAACAAACUGUACAUGCACGAAGACUAGCGUGCAAACAAACAGACUCGUGUCAUUUCUGAUAAUCCACACUGUGCAAUUACCUUCGGCACACACACACACACACACACGUUUUAACCCCGUCGUCUCGUCCCGCUGAUGUCGUUUGUUGUUCCCUUCACUCACCGUCAUCUCUGGACUACAAUAACAUACAUUACCCAGCGUGUCGCCUCUACAUUUACUGACAUUCUUCACAUGCUUCCUCGUUAAAACAACAACCGCGGCUGAGAAGACCGUGGAUCCGACCGCCGAGUGUCGUCAGGUCACGGUUUGGUUUAUUUUUGCUGCUUCCAGACUCAAAGGACUCGGAUCAAACGCUCAGGUUUGCGUCCGUCCAUAUGUGCUACAGUGAACAGGUUUAACAUCUGCUGGAAGAAUGUCUUGAUGUAUGAAACAUGGACAGUAUGAGCAGAGCGGGACCUGUGGUGGGACUGAACGAUCAUAAAGGGAAAUUCUGGUCCAGUGUAAUUUCACUGAAUCAGAUUUCUUUGCACCCUGCAGUCUGUUAGACGAACACUUUAGCAGGAAAAACAACUCUGAGGUUUGAUUGUCUCGGUUUUUUGGAGACGGAUGUCACCAUUUUAGAUUAAGAGAGGUAAUGAGACAGGUAAAGGUGCGCACCUGUCCUUAAUCAUGCCUAAAAUUCAGCCGCAUUUAACCGACAUGGAUCACUUUUAUCUGAAUCUACCUCUGUGCACAUGUGAACAUGUUUAAAUCUGCUGUGAAGAAGGUAUUUCAUGAUUAGUGUAACUGAUUUAGGCUCCAUUUAUACAUACCUGCUUAUUUUUAAAAACAUGAACCAUCGUUUGCACCCUUCGUUUAGAUGCAAACAGAGAAUUCGCCCCUGAAAAAGAUGCUUUUUCAAAGAUCUGUUUGCAUGUAAACAAAGAAAAACGGCGGUAAACAGAGAUUUGGGUAGCUGACGGCAGAUUGAGCGCCAAGAACUUGGUUAAAUGUGACGUUGUUUACAAUCUACAGUCUGUGUUUACAAUCUAUGGUGAUUAUAGAUGCGUGCAGGAUAGCAGUCCCAUUUAUUCCGGUUCAAUCCCUUCAUAUUUGUUUGCAUUUGAAUCUUUUCCAAAAGAAGGAGGGGAUGUGGUUAUUGUUGUUGUUGUUGCUGCUGCUUUGAGGGAUUCCAAUGGGCUAACUUGAGCUUCACGACACUGCCACCUACAGGUUUGGCAUGCUCCUGACGACAUAUAUACACAGGUUCAUGUAAACGAAAACUUUUCUGAAAACGUAGAGGUGUGCACGCAGUUGUUUUGUAAACAGAGAGGGUGAAAUGUCUGUUUAUGAAAAUAGCCGGGCGUGUGUAAGCGUAGUCUUACUUUCACACUCUGAAGUUGAAUCCUGAGAAGGACGGCACAGACCACAAAAACAUGCUAAUAACUCCUCCUCCUCCUCCUCCUCCUCCUCUUCCUCUUCCUCUCUCUCUGUCUCUGCAGGGCUUUCUUCGACCACUCCAUGCACAGCGCUCUCCCUCUGGGGAUCUACCUGGCCACCAAGUUCUGGAUGUACACCACCUGGUUUUACUGGUUCUGGAAUGAUAUCCUUUUUCUGUCGCAGACUGAUUAG